Molecule: messenger RNA, 1779 nt
Organism: Gossypium arboreum
Lineage: Eukaryota; Viridiplantae; Streptophyta; Magnoliopsida; Malvales; Malvaceae
Product: rust resistance kinase Lr10-like
Exons: 2
Coding region: 580-1716 (378 amino acids)
Biological process (GO): protein phosphorylation
Molecular function (GO): protein kinase activity; ATP binding
Source: RefSeq, a predicted model, not a curated record
AAUUGCUCAGUUUACACACAAAAAAGAAGUAUUAAAAUGGUGAUUAUUAUCUUUCACUUCUUCUUGAUAUACAGUGCUGCAGCAGUUGGUCUUGCUCCACCCUCAACUUAUCUAGAUGGUUGCCAGCCGAUGAGCUGCAAACGCGGCGCCCCCUCCGUGCGGUUCCCCUUCCAAUUAAAAGGCCGGCAACAUGAAAGCUGUGGCUCACCAGGGUUUAACCUGUCCUGCAACAACAAGAACCAGACGGUGCUGGAGCUGCCCUAAUCGGUGAAGUUGUUGGUGAAGCGUAUAGAUUAUGUAAAGCAAAUGAUUCAAGUGUAUGCUGAAGAUGGUUGCGUCCAAAAUCAGCUCCCAAAUCUCACAAUGUCUUUGUCUCCUUUCAAUCUCUUAUCGGACAGUUAUUAUUACAGCGAACUGGGAAACUUUACUUUGUUCGAAUGUUCCGAUGAGGACCAAUCCGACUACAGUAAUGAUAACAGCUUGUUCAACCAAAUUAAAAGCUUGUUUAACCAAAUUAAAGCUUUCCUAGGAAGUGUUGUUUUAAUCAGAAGCAAAGCAUGCUGCUGAUAAAGUUUAAAAAUGGUGAUGUGUGCAGGUGCAAGAACGAAGCUGAUGAUUUCAGGUAUAAGUAUCGGUUCCUUUUUUCUUGCACUCAGCCUUUCUGUUGUUCUAUAUAUGCACCAUUUGCAUAAAAAAGAGAAAGACGCUCAGCGCAAAAUCGAACAGUUUUUGGAAGAUUACAAAGCUCUCAAGCCCUCUCGAUAUUCCUAUGCUGAUAUCAAGAGGAUCACCUUUGAUUUCAAGGAAAAGCUGGGACAAGGUGGCUAUGGAACUGUUUUCAAAGGUACACUUUCCAACGAUGUUUCCGUUGCCGUUAAGCUUCUUAACAAUUUCAAAGGAAAUGGGGAAGAGUUCAUCAACGAAGUCAGCUCCAUGGGUCGAAUCCACCAUGUCAAUGUCACUCGUCUCGUCGGCUUUUGCGCCGACGGGUAUAAUCGAGCCUUGGUUUACGAGAACUUACCCAAUGAGUCAUUAGAGAAGUUCAUAUUCGGAGACAAAGGUGAGAAUCAUUUCCUGGGCUGGGAAAAGCUUCACGAAAUUGCUCUAGGCAUUGCCAAAGGCAUUGAGUACUUGCACCAAGGCUGUGAGCAAAGAAUCCUCCAUUUCGACAUCAAACCUCACAAUAUCUUGUUGGACCAGCACUUCAAUCCGAAAAUCUCCGAUUUCGGGUUAGCCAAGCUAUGUUCUAAAGAGCAGAGUGCGGUAUCAAUGACAGCAGCAAGGGGAACCAUGGGCUACAUUGCACCUGAAGUGCUGUCUAGGAACUUUGGGAACGUAUCCUACAAAUCAGAUGUUUAUAGUUUUGGAAUGAUGCUGCUGGAAAUGGUGGGAGGACGCAAAAAUAUCGAUGUCAAAGUGGAACAUAUGAGCCAAGUCUACUUCCCAGAAUGGGUUUAUAAUCGUUUGGACAAAGGUGAAGCGUUGGGAAUGAGCAUUGAGAACGAAGAGCAUGAUAAGAUAGCAAAGAAGCUUACAAUUGUUGGACUUUGGAGCAUCCAAUGGUAUCCGGUGGAUCGUCCAUCAAUGAAAUCGGUGGUUCAAAUGUUGGAAGGAGAGGUUGAGCAUCUCACAGUACCGCCAAAUCCUUUUGCCUCUAAAGAUGAAAUGAGGGCUAAACUGCCCAUAAACAGAGAGCUUCAAAAUAUUUCUGAAUAAUUAAGAGUAUAUAUCAAACCAAUAUCCGAUCUCUUAUAUUAUAAAAAAUUAAGAGUACAUAAA